This is a messenger RNA of Anguilla anguilla (European eel), 2323 nucleotides long. RefSeq lists its product as uncharacterized. NCBI's taxonomy places the organism in Eukaryota, Metazoa, Chordata, Actinopteri, Anguilliformes, Anguillidae. The record is from RefSeq and is a predicted model, not a curated record. Bases 1 to 1125 code for a protein of 374 amino acids. The transcript is spliced from 4 exons.
AUGGAGAAGGGGGAGGGGGAAGGUAAGGAGUUAGAGGUAGGUGCAGAAAGUCUGCAGCUGGGGCAGGUUGAGGAAGUGGAACAGGUAGACUCUGUGGAGGUGGAAAUGGAGGUAGAGCCGCAGGGAAAAGAAGGACAGACAGGGGAGUCCGACUCGGAGGCUGCCUCUAUGGAGACAAUGGAGUCAGAAGGGAAAAAAGAGGUAGAGGUGGAACCUUUAAAGAGGGGUUUAGAUGAGGAGGAUCGAGAUUUGGAGGGAGCUAUAGGAGGACGAAAAUGGAAGAUAGGAAGGAAAAAGCAAUGGGAUUGGUUGGAAUUCCUAUCGGACAGUGAGGAGGAAGGGAAUUCUCCAGUUUAUGGGGAAAGGAGUGAGGUGGACAGACAAGACCUCCCUUUAAAAGUGGAUUUUAAUGAAAUGCGGGUUUUGGGGGUUAAAUUCAAUGCAGAAGGUUUGGGCGGCAGGAACUGGGAGGACAUUUUUAAGAAAAUACAAAGAAAGGGCAGGGAGCCUACGUGUCCAGUGAGAGGGCUGGCACUAGGCCAAGCACGAAAGAUUUGGAAGGAGGUGGCCCACCUGGACCUGCUUAACCGCCAUCGGGACCUGGCCUGGCAGGUGGCGCACGGGGUCCUCCCUGUACGAGCAGUAAUGCACAGAAGAGGGAUGUCCAGAAUUGCAGUGUGCCCCAGAGAUGGCUGUGGCUGUGAAGAGUCAGUGCGGCACCUCCUGUGGGACUGUGAGGCGGCCCAGGCCCUCUGGAAGGAGGUGUGCCCUCUGCUCCAGCACCUGCACCCAGGGAUAAUGCUAGACUGCCAGCUGGUCUUAUAUGGGACAAAAGGAAAAAUAAAAGCAAAAAUAAAAGCAAAUGCGUGGACUCAAGCAUGGCAGGUGGUGAACUGCACAAAAGAGGCCCUGUGGAAGGCAAGGUGCCUGCUGGUGCUGGAGGACAAAUUACUGAAGAAGGAACAAAUGAAGAGGGUGGCCUGGGCCGCAGUAAAAGACUACAUGUUCCGAGACAGUCGACGGAAGGGACAGGAGGUUGCCAGGCGCACAUGGGGGCACGCUGCAUGGACAAUGGUGAUGGGACGGGGAGGAUUAGCCUGCUCAGGUCCAGGACUCCCAUUAUGACGGGACAGCAGGACAGGGAGUCGGUGUGCCAAGUUUGGGGACUGGCAGUAGGCCGGUCAGAGGACGUAUGGAAGGAGGUGGCCCACCCAGAUCUGCUGCAUCGCCAUAAAGACCUGGCCUGGCAGGUGGCACAUGGGGGCCUCCCAGUGCAAGGUGUGCUGCAUGCCCAAAGAUUGUCACCCUCAGGGGUGUGCCCUUGGCACAGGUGUGGGCAAGAAGAGACAGUCUGGCACUGCUUGUGGAACUGCAAGGCAGCAAAGGCUCUAUGGAGCCUCUGUGGAACACUACUAAAAGGAAUAAUUGGGACUGCUUCAGCAGUUAAAAGCCAGACGGCAUUGUACGGUGCAGACAAACCUAGAAAUGGACAAAGGUGGAGGUCACUCUGGAUGGCGAUAAACUGCAUCAAGGAGGCGAGAUGGGUUGCACGGAAUGUGUGUGCAAGGGAGGGCAGAGCCAUGCCACCGGAAGCAGUGAAGGGAGUGGCGUUUGCUACCCUGAAGGACUACAUGUGCCGGGACCGAAGAAGGAAAGGACUGGAAUGGGCCAGGGUCAGGUGGGGGCAUGCAGCAUGGACGAUGAUAAUGGGACAGGGAGGAUCAGCCUGACCAGGUCAUGGUUUUUUAUGGUGGUGCAGUAGAGAUGGAGUGAAGGCAUGUUGUUUAGAGGGUACACCGCUGCCCUGUACAAAAGCUGUUUUAGUAUCCUCGUUGUUUUUAAGUAUUGUAUUGUGUUGUAAAUUUUAUUGUCAUGGGGAAGGAAAUGUUAGUGGGCAUCAUUUGUAUGGGUUUUUUUGUAUGCUUUUAGUAGUUUGUUUGGGUAGUUGGGUAUUUUAUGUUGGUUUGUUUUUAGGGGUGUGUUGGUUGUAUAAAUUCUUUUUAAAGGGAAAGGGGUGGGGUCUGGAUUUGUUUUUAAGGGGGAAGUGUUGCCGUUAAUGGAAAAGACCCAGGAUGAAUGUUUUUUUGUACUGGAUAGUUUGUAUGGAAUGUUUUCUGUGAAAUGCUGAAUGUCUGUUGUGUUGUAAGAUAAUUGUAUUGAUUUAAUAAAUUAUUUUGUAAAGGAAAAGGAAAAGGUGGUUCACCCAGGGCGAGGCUCGGCCAUUGCACUUCGGUCAUGCUGACCCCUGCGAAUUCCCCAAAUGUGGGAAUCUUGACCGCAUAAUUUCUGCUAGUGGGGGACUGCGUUCGCGCUCUCCCCUGAU